Messenger RNA from Stegastes partitus (bicolor damselfish), 1323 nucleotides. RefSeq names its product sperm acrosome membrane-associated protein 4-like. The record is from RefSeq and is a predicted model, not a curated record. Bases 163 to 549 code for a protein of 128 amino acids. Gene Ontology annotation, biological process: sperm-egg recognition. The transcript is spliced from 3 exons. Lineage: Eukaryota; Metazoa; Chordata; Actinopteri; Pomacentridae. Gene Ontology annotation, cellular component: membrane.
AGCAAAAAACCUGAUGAGCCUCAUUCUUGCUUGUCAUUGUUCCCUACUCCAAAGUCUUGUCAUUGUUUUCUCCGAGGCUCAUUUGACUAAAGCAGGUAUUUAGACCUCUAUAUAAAUAGUUGUUUUAAGAGGAUUCAGCUGACCUUAUUCACCCUGAGAACGAUGACUAACUUUUGGAAAGUAGCGAUUGUCCUGAGCGCCUUCAUCGCAGCAGCUCAGUGCCUAACCUGUCGUCAGUGUCCUCUUGGUGUGCUUGGGAUUUGCCUGUUUGGAAGUGAUGUCACCUGCAAUAACGCAACCGAGAGCUGCUACACCGGUGAAGCUCAGUUCAACGCCACCGGCUCGCUCAGCCUUCACACUCGCGGCUGCCUGGACUCAGAUCUGUGUGGGGCGACGCUGACCGGCACAAUCCUGGGAGCCGGAUACACAAGCAGCUUCAAGUGCUGCACCACAACGCUGUGCAAUGGAGCCUCGGGCCUGCAGCUGCCUCUGACUUUAGCCUUCUGCGCCGCCAUCUUGUCCUCUCUGUGGGGAUUCUGGGAGAUGUAGUCCUACAUGAUCUGCACUGAUUCAAGUAUUAAUCACAGUUUACUUCACUCCGAUUUCAAAAUGUUGUGAUAGUUUUAAUGAAACUCAAUCAAUAAAGGCAAUGAUCUGUUUUUCCACCUUUUAUACUCACACAACACAAAUACGAGUUAGUAUCUGCCAUUCAUUUUAUUUGAAUUGUGAAUUUAAGGAGUCGUGAUUAACUUAAGACUCAACAGCUGCAUUUUUAGUCAAAUCUGUGUUUUCAUUUCGGUACAUUUAAAUGUGAAUACUUUUAAGGCAUCUGCAUAAUUAGUCAGCUACAAUUGCUGCAUUUUAUUGCAGAAUUUUAUUCCUGGCAGCAUGGAGCAGGAUUCAAAAGAAGUUAUAGAUGUAAUAGAAAAUCUCCUGAUGUAAAACACACAACCUACUAUUGGUUAUAGAAGGAAGGAGUUUGGAGUGUGUCAAGUUGGUAAGAUUUUAGUCAGCUGUGUUAAGUUUAUGAGCACAUCUUGUUUUUCACAUGAAACCUGUAAAAAUCUAGUAAUAAUCUAAACAAAUUCAACAUAAACAUUUCAGAUAAUGGCAAUAUUAAAGACAUUUUAGAGAGGGAACCUGCUGAAUGAUUCCAGUCUUGAACACAGUCUUUGAAAACUUCAAUUUAAAAAAUAAAUGGUUAACUUUUAAAGGUUUUUCAAAUAUCAGUUAUUGAAUAUAUUAUGAGUCAGAUUCUUCUAGCCUAAUUCAUUUGUCUUUUCUUUCUUUUUGUAGCCUAAUAAAUGCUUUCCUCAAUCAAAA